GUUCUGUUAGAGGAUGUCUUUAAGCGGAAAAGAAAAGAAGCGAGGGCCAAACUGGACGAUAGAAGAAAGAAAUACGCUUAUAGAGCUAUGCCGGGCCAGUACAAACACACUCAAAAUGAACUGGGGAGAAGUGGCUGACAGGGUGAACAGUAUCGGGGGAAACUCCAGAGUCGCCCCUGAGGUUAAAAAGAAGUGGACUGAUAUGAAGAGCAAUGUAAAGAGGAAGGCGCAGCAAGAACGGACAGAAAGCAGGCAGACAGGAAAUGGGUUGAAGACUAUAAAUCUAGAUUCUUGGGAGGAAAUGGUAUUGACAACCAUUCCAAAGGUGUCAGUUGAUGGCAUUCCUGGAGGCGUGCAGUGCGGGGUUUCUUCAAACCAGGAAUCGAAUAAAGAAGAAGAAGAAGAAGAAGAAGAAGAAGAAGAAAAAGACAUGAUCCAGGGAGCAGCAGCUAAUGUGAAAGACCGCUCAUCAUCAGUAAAGUUUUCUUCUUGUAAUGCAACAGGGGGUUCCACAUCAAAUCUUCAACUGCGAAUGGUGAUGGCCCAGGAGCAACAAAACAGUAUUCUGUCAUCAAUAGAUUCUACAUUGAAGAAAAUGUUAGAAUACCAAAAAGAAAAAUCCGUUGACCUUCUACAUUUUGAAUAUUAAUUUAAGAAAACAUUCAUAUAAAAUUAUGUAUCGGUUUCUUAGACUCAUUGAAAACGUGUUAAGUUAUAUUAUUCAACUGGCCACAAUUUCUCAACACUUUUUCAAUCAAUGAGGUUACAUAACUCCAUAUUAUCCUAAAUACAAGUUAUGGCCCCUGAUUGACUUAGGUUAAAGUUUUAGGGCAGGUUAAAUUUUAGGGCAAGUUGGGAUUUUCACUUAAAACUCCAAUACCAUUCAUUCAAUUGACUUAAUGCUUCGCACAGAUGUUCAGAGCCAUCACAUAAUGAGGUUAGAUAACUCCAUAUUAUCCUUUAUACAAAUUAUGGCCUCUGAUUGACUAUGGAACUUAGGUUAAAGUUUUAGGGCAGGUUGGGAUAUUGUUUAAUAACUUCUAUACCCUUCAUUCAAUUGACUUAAUACUUCACACAAUUGUU
Mya arenaria is the source of this 1083-nucleotide messenger RNA. Its product is annotated as nuclear apoptosis-inducing factor 1-like. NCBI's taxonomy places the organism in Eukaryota, Metazoa, Mollusca, Bivalvia, Myida, Myidae. The record is from RefSeq and is a predicted model, not a curated record. The transcript is spliced from 6 exons. Gene Ontology annotation, cellular component: nucleus. The coding region runs from base 14 to 649 and encodes 211 amino acids.